Dermacentor silvarum is the source of this 1833-nucleotide messenger RNA. RefSeq lists its product as uncharacterized. The transcript is spliced from 5 exons. The coding region runs from base 1 to 1833 and encodes 610 amino acids. NCBI's taxonomy places the organism in Eukaryota, Metazoa, Arthropoda, Arachnida, Ixodida, Ixodidae. The record is from RefSeq and is a predicted model, not a curated record. Gene Ontology annotation, molecular function: catalytic activity.
AUGUUCUCCGGAUACCAGUGGUUACCCGGCCCUUCGGGAGGACGCGGUACCGCCACGCUGGUCACUAAUAAGAUCACCUGCCUUGUGCACGACCUCGACAUGCCCGAAAUCGAACAUGUCAUGGUAGAGCUUCUCCCUGGCAAUGCAUCCCGACAAAGCGUGUACAUACUCAAUGUAUACAGCAGCCCCAGUCACCACAAGCAACGGUUCAAACGCCUGUUCCAGAAAGCCAUUCGCCUCGCCGGCUCCAACCCGAUAGUGAUCGCGGGCGACUUUAACGCCGCGCAUCGCACCUGGGGCUACGCGUACGACACCCCCAAGGGUACCGAGCUUUGGCAGAACGCGAACGACAUGAAUCUUACCCUCAUUACGGACAAGGCUUUCCCCACCCGCACUGGCACGUCCACGCAAAGAGACACCACCCCGGAUCUCUGCUUCGUCAAGAAUAUCGCCGACGCCCGUUGGUCCAACCUCGCGGUAGAUCUCGGUAGCAACCAUUUCUUAUUGGCCGUACACUUCUCCACAGUCAGCAGGAAGACCAAGACGUACACGUGGGUGGACUGGGACCUCUUCCGUAAGACUCGCGCAGAACGACCCCCUCCCUACGCCGCGCCAAGUCUCGAGACGUGGACGGAUCAGCUUAAGGUCGACGUCGGCAAGGCCACCAAAACCAUCUGUACAGACCUGUCCACCGAGAGGAUGGACAGUCGCCUAGCCCACCUGCUCGAGGCCAAACAAUCCCUACUGGCCCGAUGGAAGGGCCAGCGUCUCAAUCGGAGGUUACGCAAACGCAUAUCCGAGCUGAACAAGAGCACAGCGGAUCACUGCAGCACCCUUUCCAAACAGCAGUGGGACGAAAUACUUCAUCAGGCCAAAGGGACCGCACCACCCGAAGAAGUCGCCAAAAGCCUCGUGCAGAACUAUAUACCGCUUCCCGCGGACCCGUCGAUUCCUCACCCCGAAUACACUGGCACCUACAACACCCACUUAGACGCCGACUUUUCCGUCGAAGAGGUGCGCCGAGCUCUCCACGAACUCAAUGGCCGUUCCACCUCUGGCCCCGAUGGCAUCCCCAACAAGCUCCUACGCAACUUGGAUGAGCCCUCCGUCAAUUACCUCACCGAUACUAUCAACGAAACGUGGAAGAAGGGCGAGCUACCCAACGCCUGGAGACUCGCCCACACGAUCCUUAUUCCCAAACUGGGAAAAGCGCCUAGCUUAGAUCACCUCCGGCCCAUCUCGCUCACGUCGGCCGUCCUCCGCGCAGGAUACUUGGUGUCGGAAGAAGUCGAGCUCGGACAGUGCGGAACUCUCCAGGGGUCCGUCCUCUCGCCGACGCUCUUCAACCUAGUGAUGAUCGGGCUCUCCGAACGACUCUCGAGGAUCGACGGGCUAAAUCACACCAUCUAUGCGGACGACAUAACGAUCUGGUGCUCCGCGGGGUCGGAUGGCUUCAUCGAAUCCGCCCUGCAGGAGGCCAUUGAAACUGCCGAGUCCUACCUUGAACACACCAGUCUCAAGUGCUCCCCCACCAAGGCCGUCCUCCGCGCAGGAUACUUGGUGUCGGAAGAAGUCGAGCUCGGACAGUGGGGAACUCUCCAGGGGUCCGUCCUCUCGCCGACGCUCUUCAACCUAGUGAUGAUCGGGCUCUCCGAACGACUCUCGAGGAUCGACGGGCUAAAUCACACCAUCUAUGCGGACGACAUAACGAUCUGGUGCUCCGCGGGGUCGGAUGGCUUCAUCGAAUCCGCCCUGCAGGAGGCCAUUGAAACUGCCGAGUCCUACCUUGAACACACCAGUCUCAAGUGCUCCCCCACCAAGAGGAGUCACUAA